CUUAGUCCCUUAUUAACUAUUCAUAAGAGGGUGGGGUCACAUUUUUGUGACCUGAAAAAAAUCCCAUUAAUAAAUUUGUUAUCUGACACGAAAACACUUUAGGGUGAAAAGCAAUCCGUAUCACACCCCAUUUAACAUCAGAUCACAAGUUGUCAGUAAAUUGGGUCCUUUGUCUUUGCUUCUUGUGAGGUUCUUUAGCAGCAUAACUAAUAGGGCCAUUGUCUGGCGUUCAUUGACUCUCGCAAAUAAAGUACAUUUGUGGCUGCAAAUGGUAUUAAUGUGGGUUCUGUUUUUGAGUUCCUUGCAUGUGAAAUAACUGUUUAGGUGAAUUGCAUGUCUGGAAACAUUUUGCAGAUUAAAAAAAAUAAAAUGGGUGAUUGACAGGGGUGAGGUGGAUAAUUUAUGAUGGCUUUUUAGGCAAGUGACAAGCGGUCACCGGGACUGUUACAAUCCUCAAGUUAGAGACUGCACAAUAACAGGAGUUGUUUUUGCAUUAAAGGCUGGGGCCAAAAAGUGUUUCUUUUGAGUUAGAACAUGUGAGGCGCUGAGAAAGAUUGCUUUGAGUUGCAUGAAACCACGAAGCCCAGUGUUACAAAUGCGCCACCGACCCAAACAAAAUGUUUCACUUCCACUGAACUCAGAAAUGUUUGUCUGGCUGCAUUAAAAACAGGCAGCUAUAAACUCCCAAUUGCGAAGCAUUGAUCUGAAGGGGACAGUAGAUAUUCGAAUCUCUGCCUUGUGAUGUAGUCUAACAUCUUAUCGUUGCAAGUUUGUGAUUAAUUUCCUUCUGCUUUGUUAAGAAAAGAAAGGGGUAGGUGUUUCCAUUUGCAGGCCAGACACAGCAAUCCUGGAACAAACUCGGGGUGGAGCAUUGUUGUUGUUGUUGUUGAUGCACACCAGGAUUAUGGAAAGCCCCACAUUUUUAAUUUUUAUUUUUUUUUACAGAAAAGGGUAAAUCUGGGUAAAAAAAAAUCAUGCGUCACAAACCCAAGUGAAAGUUAUUUCUGUUUGAUUCCUAUUUUUAAAAGCCUGCUGCGAACAAUUGUGCAAGGUGAGACUUCUGAGUGGCAGCGACUCCCUGCAAAAGAAAAGCGAGCCACGAAGGGUUCGUUCGUCAUUAAGUCCUUCUCCUAAGAGUAGUUCGUACCAGCCGGGCGAGCAAGGGCCAGCGUGCUCUGUGCGCCACGCUUUCUAGGGAGCAGACACAAGCAUCCUCAGGUCAAAGGGUUAACAGCAAUUAACUGGAGUUGCUUUAGAGACAAAAGCAUUAUUUCACAAAAGCAUUAUUUCACCUGCCGUCAGUAAAAAAAAAAAAAAAAAAAAAAAAAAAAAAAAAAAGAAGAAGAGGAGGCCCAUUGUGUAGGGGUGUUUGAACUGAUUAUGUUUAGAGGCUGGUUGUGAUUGGUGGAGAAGGGCGUGGCUGAUUGGGUAGUUUUGCAUCUUGUCAGCCCAGGAGCACCCUUGCGCGUGUAAUCUGUCUGUAACCUGAGGAAGCUAAAGACUGUACAACAAGGCUUAAUAGAGCUUCAUGGCCCAGCACGCUGUUUGUGGUGGCAGCUAAAUGGAGUUUGUCAGGUUCCAGUGUCAGUGGCUAUGAUGACACCUCAAGUGAUCACUCCCCAACAAAUGCAGCAGAUCCUCCAGCAACAAGUGCUUACUCCCCAGCAACUCCAGGUCCUGCUCCAGCAGCAGCAGGCACUCAUGCUUCAACAGCAGCAGCUUCAAGAGUUUUAUAAGAAACAACAGGAACAGUUGCAGCUUCAACUUUUACAACAACAACAUGCUGGAAAACAGCCGAAAGAGCCCCAGCAGCAGCAGGUGGCUACACAGCAGCUGGCCUUUCAGCAGCAGCUCUUACAGAUGCAGCAACUGCAACAGCAGCACCUCCUGUCUUUGCAGCGCCAAGGUUUGCUGACAAUUCAGCCCGGCCAGCCUACCCUGCCUUUGCAGCCUCUCGCACAAGGCAUGAUUCCAACAGAACUGCAGCAGCUCUGGAAAGAAGUGACAAGCUCUCAUACGGCGGAGGAAACAGCAAGCAACAACCACAGCAGUCUGGACCUCUCCACCACGUGCGUCUCCUCAUCGGCACCCUCUAAGACUUCCUUAAUAAUAAACCCACAUGCCUCAACUAAUGGACAGCUAUCAGUCCACACUCCUAAGAGGGAGAGUUUGUCCCACGAGGAGCACUCACAUAGCCACCCGCUGUAUGGACAUGGUGUAUGCAAAUGGCCGGGCUGUGAAGCAGUAUGUGAAGACUUCCAGUCAUUUCUAAAACAUCUCAACAGCGAGCAUGCGCUGGAUGAUAGAAGUACAGCCCAAUGUAGAGUACAAAUGCAGGUUGUACAGCAGUUAGAGCUACAGCUUGCAAAAGACAAAGAGCGCCUGCAAGCGAUGAUGACACACCUACAUGUGAAGUCAACUGAACCAAAAGCCACCCCUCAGCCCCUGAAUCUGGUGUCAAGCGUCACGCUUUCAAAGACUGCAUCUGAGGCGUCUCCGCAGAGCUUACCUCAUACUCCGACCACCCCAACUACCCCCAUCACUCCUGUCACCCAGGGACCUUCUGUCAUCACUCCCACCAGCAUGCACAACGUUGGACCUAUCAGGAGGCGGUACUCUGAUAAAUACAAUGUGCCCAUUUCUUCAGCAGAUAUUGCCCAGAACCAAGAGUUUUAUAAGAACGCAGAAGUGAGACCACCAUUCACAUAUGCAUCUUUAAUUCGGCAGGCCAUCCUCGAAUCUCCGGAAAAGCAACUAACACUAAACGAGAUCUACAACUGGUUCACGCGAAUGUUUGCUUACUUCAGACGCAACGCGGCGACAUGGAAGAAUGCAGUGCGUCAUAAUCUUAGUCUUCACAAGUGUUUUGUGCGAGUAGAAAAUGUUAAAGGGGCAGUAUGGACAGUGGAUGAAGCAGAGUUCCAAAAACGAAGGCCACAAAAGAUCAGUGGUAACCCUUCUCUUAUUAAAAACAUACAGACCAGCCACACCUACUGCUCACCUCUCAAUGCUGCUUUACAGGCUUCAAUGGCUGAGAAUAGUAUACCUCUAUACACUACUGCUUCCAUGGGAAAUCCUGCUCUGGGCAAUUUAGCCAUUGCUAUGAAGGAAGAGCUUAAUGGUGCAAUGGAGCAUACGAACAGUAAUGGGAGUGACAGUAGUCCAGGACGUUCCCCUAUGCAAGCUAUGCACCCUGUGCAUGUCAAAGAAGAACCAUUAGAUCCAGACGAAAAUGAAGGCCCGCUAUCCUUAGUGACAACAGCCAAUCACAGUCCAGAUUUUGAUCACGACAGAGAUUAUGAAGAUGAACCUGUAAAUGAGGACAUAGAAUGAGUAUGUCUGACAUCCUUGUCCUGAGAAUGAAGAUUGGAAGAACACGUCAAAUUUAGCUGUGAAAUCUCUCCAUUAUUGUACAGUCUGGAGGAUUCUCAGUCCAUUUUGACAACUAUGAAAUAUGUUAACUCUUAGUGCCAUCAAGUAUCCCAUUUGGGAGGAUUUUUGAUUUUUCUACUUUUUGUUGAAAAAAGGAAUUUGUACUCUGUGCAUUGGAUGGACUUGUUUGGUACUUGGGAUUUUCCUCUCUUACAGUCAACAUCAGUGUUGUCAAUUUGCUAAACUGAUUCACUUCCUCACAUUUAGCAGCAGACUUUGGACUGCAGUCCUGCCAAUUUUGGACACUGAGGACGUCAAAUUGAGCAUGUACAUCUAAACUGCAGAUCAAGCCUUUGCCCAAAUUUUAAGGAUUCCAAUGGACAACAUAUUUGCACAGUACUGCAUGUUGAUUAUCACUGCCUUUUACUCCAUUUCUUUCUUUCUUUCCUUGUUGGGUUUUUUUUUUUGUUUGUUUUUUGUUUUGUUUUUGCUUCCAUUUGGGAUGGGGAAGGCCUCCGCGUGCGUGCGUGUGUGUGUGUGUGUGUGCGUGUAUUGGGGAGGGGUUCAACAAAAAAUUAUCCCUAACGUUUUAAUGUAUUGCUUUUAUUCCUCCCCCCCCACCCUCCCCCACCGCUCCAAACUUCUCCCCUACCUUUUUAAGUUCUGACCUCAGGGCUCAGGUGGGCCCAGAGCCUCUUGGAGGCUUCAUGUUUUCUGUACUUUGUGAUGAAUGUUAAUAGGUGUUUUUAUUAUACGAAGCUGAAUGUCAUUGAAUUGUUUGUAGUUUUUUCUGUCAUUCAUUCCAGUUACCUUCAGAUGCCACCAUGUUUUCUUUCGCUAUGGAAAACAUUCCAUUUUGGUGUCUCUUUUUCUGAAAAGGUCCCAAAUGCUGCACUAUGUCCGUGGAAAGGUUGUCCAACAGAGAGGAAGGGAAUGAAGUACUGCAAGAAUGAGAAUGAAUGACAGAUGAACAUAGAAACACUGUAGGAAGCAACACAGAUUCAUUCCACAAAGCAGUAUUUUUUUUAAUUUUUUGUUUCGGUUUUAGUUUUUUGAGAUAUAUAUAUAUAUUUUUUUUUUUUUUUGGCAGCAACGUUGAAUAUUAGCAAAUGCCACAAAAUUGAACAGCACAAAGAAACAUAUGCAGCACCGGCAGAACUCACUUCAUUAGAGAACGAAUACUACAGUGGCAAGCUCUCAGUUGUUUAACAUGAGUUUUAAUGGGCCAACAAAUCUUUCUGGAAUAUCUAAGAUUACCAAAAUGGGGGGACCUAUACAUUUACGAUGCUAAUUUUUUUUUUUGGUUUUUGUGUUUUAAAAUUUUUUUGCGUUUCCAAAUAGUGGUUGGAAAGAUGACUUCAUUAAACUGUUGUUGUACGCGGUGAUGUUUCGCAGUUCAACAUCAGUUCAGGAUUGCUCGACGGCAUUAAUCUGUUUGAAUACAAAUUAGAUUUCAGAUUGAACUUGUUACGGGAGUUAAUAAGGACUGAGCCCACUAAUGCUAAAGUGUUAAUUUCAACUGUGCAAAUCCUGUACUGCAGUUAAGAUUGUUAUGCAAUAUUACACCAGCCAGUAUCAAAACCUCAUAGUAGAAACCAGUGAAUAUAGGACAAGAGCUAGGACUGGGGCUUGUUUGGCAAAACUAGCAGUGCUCGACGAAGCAAACAUUACAGACAAAAAAGCUGUUGUUAUAGGUCAGUAAACCUUGGUCACCAAACACCUAAACGUUUUCAUUCUGCAGCCACUUUUCUGUCACUCAUUUAUUUAUGUAGGACUGUAGCUUUUUUUAUGAUUUCAACAAAAAAAAAAAAAAAAGCCUUUCAGAGCUUAAUUUAUAUUCUUCUUUGUACCUUUUUUUUUUUUUUUUCUAAAAUUACCAAAGAUAUUACACAAAGGUAAAUUAUGUUCUCUGUUAUAUGCUUUAUCUUAUGAAGCCAAAUAUCCUCUUAUUGUUGAUCAAAGGAGGUUGAAGAAUUUAGAGGGAAAUGACAAGAUAUGGGCUAUUGCUAAUCCGAGAGAGAAACUGCUCCUUUAUUCUAGUAAAUUUAGAAGGCCAAGUAGAUGACUGAACCAAAGUUGUUACUUUUUAUUCGUGUUCCUUUAAAGCGACCAAACUGAAAUUCUGUAACGAGAAAUCGAGGAGAGCUUUUGAGACUCAGCCUAGGAAACAGUGUUACAGGAGGAGCUGUGAGAAGGGAGCGGGAGAGAGCAAACGCGCACACAUACGGUUCUUUUGCAGAAAAUUAGAGUAUCAAAUAAAGGAGACAGUUUUAAUAAAAUCCAGAAGAGAACAGAAAAGCUCCCACAAUUUAACUGGACCACAUAAUAGUAUUUCUAGAGUAAAACAAAUUUUUGUUUUGGUCUUUGGUUUUACAGAUUGUAUGCCACUUUUGUUUAAGGAUUGUGCUAGGAUGGCAGCUUUAAUUUUGGUUUAUCUUGGCACAUUUGCUCGGUUUUGUUUAGUUGUUUCGGUCAGCAUGUUUCAUAAGGAAAUAACACUCCUGUCCACUCUCAAGCUUUGGUACAAAAAAGAUAAUAAUUAUUGGCAGUUACUUUUCUAAAGCUCAACUCUGCUUUCUGUUUAAAAAAAAAAAAAGAAGAAGAAGAAGAAAAGAGAGAGAAAAAAAAAAAGGGCAGUCUGUGGUCAUUUGAAACAUUUUUUUUUUUUUUAAUUAUAUCCAGGCAGCUUCAUGACGUGCCGGCGGUAGCCAGAUGGGGAUCACGAGAAGUGAUCCCUGUGCUUCUAAACUGAGUGGUUUGCUGGUUAGUUCGGUAUUCAAAAAGGGGAUAAAAAUCUGGUAGAUUAGUUCAUUCUCAGCAUGUGUAGCUAGACAUGAGUAAAGAUAACAGCAUGAGAAACUGUUAGUACGCAUACCUCAGUUCAAACUGUUAGGGAAUGAGUAAAUAAAAAAUACAUUUCACUCAGUUGCACUUAGUUGUAUGUCUUGCAUGCUUAGUCUAAAGACUGUAGCAAAAAAAAGAAAAAAAAAGAAAAAGAAAUAAAAAAUUAGAUUUUAACAUAUCUGGCAGGUGUCACAGCCUUGCAGAAGAACCAACUGAAAAUCUCAGGCUUUACAUCAAGCAAACUUCACUAUGAUUUUUACAAUUCUGAUUCUGUAUCCCUUUGGAUAUACAGUUGCUUCUUUAGGGUGGGGUUUAUUAUGUUGUACAUAUAUAUCCCAAUGUGUCUGUGUGAGCCUUUGUCUUUUGGGGGCGGGGGGGAGGGAAGAAAAGGUGGAAAGGUCCUUUUUUAGAUAUCAUUCCUCAAAAGGAAUAAAUGCAUACCUGUUUGUCAAAACACCUUUUGCUUUUUGUGCAACUGCUUUAUAUUAACUAUACUAAAAAAAAAAAUAGCUUUGAAAAAAAAACUACUGUAUGUAAUGGAAUUGCAGAAUAUGCUGCACAUGUAUUUUAUUUAGUUAUCCUUGCUUUAAGAAUAUUGGAUGACAUUUGCUGACAUGUGGGAGAAAAUCCCUGACUUUUUUUUUUUGUUGUUUUUUUGGUUUUUUGCUUUAAAUUGUAACAUAGUUGACAGAUUUUUUUUUCUCCUGUUAUCAUUGAUUGACGCAUUUUUGUACAGUUUUUGUGUUUAAGCUGGGUUUUUUUGAUACUUUCCCACCCCUUCUGUUAUCUUACCACUGCCUUUUCUGGCUGUCUUAAACAAAGUUCAUAUAUUUGAAAGGAAAAAAAAAAAAAAAGUUGUUUAAAAAAAAAAAAAACCACCUGUUUUUCUCCUGCUGCAGUAAAUAUUUUGCAUGAUGAAUUCCAGGGUCACACUUUCAAAGUUUAUCAGUGAAGUAGUGAUUAAUAAUGGGGAGUGUCAAACUAUUGAACUUUUGUAUAAAAAAAAAAAAAAACUUUACAAGGUGCCAAUAUGUAAAGACAAUUUGUUACAUGUUUUUUUUCUCAAAGAAAAGCGUACAUUAUGAAAGUAGUACCAUGUAUCAGGUAAAUCGCUGUCAGGAAUGAGAGUCAAAGCCUUCCUUGUCCACAAAAAAAAAAAAGUUUGUAAAUGUAAAACCUGUUAGGUUUCGGCAUUCGACUAGAAGUGAACUGAAAGAAAAAAAAAAAAAUCAAGGCUUAUGUAGAAACCGUGAAUCACGAAAUCUGUUACUUUGUUUGAUCCACACUUCUGAGAAUUUCACCAGCUUUCCCAGCACUCUUCUUCGGGUCAGAUUUUGGGGAGAGGAUGGGGCAGGGGUUCUGAUUCUACAAAUAUUGCAGAUCGUUAGCCAUUUUUAUAUAUAUGUGCAUAUAUAUAUAUAGAUAUAUAUAUAUCUCUAUAGAAAAAAAAAUUAAAUAAUUUUGAACUAUCGUAGUUUUCAGAUUGCCAACAAGCUACAUUCCGCAUCGCAUGGAAAAUGUGUGAAACUCUUUUGAAAUCCUUUGGUACCUUUGGUUAAUGAACCUCCGACCAAGUUUUUAGAUGUUUCAGAAAUUGUUCAGCAUUCGAGUCUUGAGAGUCAAAUUGGCAGUUAUGACUGCGUUUUAAUGGGCCCAGAAUAGUUAACAAAGUCUCUUCUACCCAUAAGCCUUGAUGAAAAUGGUACAGUCCAGACUGUUAGCAUGGUGCUUCAUGUGUAUGUGCUGCCAGUAACGAGAUUUUUUUUUUUUUUUUGAUAAGGCAUAAAAGAAACUCAUUCCUUACAUCCACUGUAAUUCCAUCAUUCCAUGUCUGUUGAUACAGACAAUAAAAAAUGUUGUGUAGUCAGUACUAAUUACUGACAUUAUAGCAUUCUCAAAUGCAAUAAAAAUGCUGGUUGUUCACACUGGUAAUACAA
Messenger RNA from Alligator mississippiensis (American alligator), 8153 nucleotides. RefSeq names its product forkhead box P1 (gene FOXP1). Gene Ontology annotation, biological process: regulation of transcription by RNA polymerase II. Gene Ontology annotation, cellular component: nucleus. NCBI's taxonomy places the organism in Eukaryota, Metazoa, Chordata, Crocodylia, Alligatoridae. The record is from RefSeq and is a predicted model, not a curated record. The transcript is spliced from 15 exons. The coding region runs from base 1594 to 3333 and encodes 579 amino acids. Gene Ontology annotation, molecular function: RNA polymerase II cis-regulatory region sequence-specific DNA binding; DNA-binding transcription repressor activity, RNA polymerase II-specific.